GCAGAUCCCCGCAGUUGAGCUCGCCUAUGUAUAGCCGCUGCCCGCCCCCACCGCCCAGCAGUCGCGCCUGCAUUCUGGGAGCGAGAGCGCUCUGUGCGGAUCUGAGGCAAGGACGAGACAGCGCAGGCGGGACAGGAGGGGGCCAUGGAGCGGUACCGGGGCCGCGUCGCUCUGGUCACGGGCGCCAGCGCCGGCAUCGGCGCCGCCAUAACUCAGGCGCUGCUCAGACGCGGCGUCAACGUCGUGGGGCUCGCCAGGAGGGUCGACAGAGUCCAGGCACUGGAACUGAAAGAUGCCCCUGGGAAGCUGUACCCUCUGCAAGGGGACGUCAGCAGAGAGGACAGCAUCCUUGCGGCUUUCAAGUGGAUCAAAGAUAAUCUGUCAGGCGUUGACAUCCUCGUCAACAACGCUGCGAUUAUAAUUGAUGAGGAACUGACAUCUGCACCGACAGAGUCAUGGAGGCGCAUGCUGGACGUCAACGUGCUGGGUCUGAGCAUCUGCACCAGGGAGGCCAUCCAGGACAUGAUCAGAAGGGGUGUCGACGACGGGUUCGUCAUCCACAUCAACGGCAUCUGGGGACACUCACCGGUGGCGGGCGGUGAGCUUGCCAUGUACGCGUCCACCAAGCACGCGGUGCGGGUUCUGCUGGAAGGCUUGCGGAAGGACCUGGUGGCCAGGAAGAGCAACAUCCGCGUCGGGGAAAUAUCUCCGGGACUGGUGAAGACUGAUAUUCUUUCCAAUACCAACAAAUGGACACCAGAAUUGUUCGAUAAGAUGAAUUACAUGGAGCCGGAAGACGUCGCGGAAGCUGCAAUCUACAUGUUGUCCCAGCAUCCACGUGUCCAGGUUCAUGACAUCAUCAUCCUGCCAACUGGAAACCCUAUGUAGAGGUAUCAUCAUGAAAUACUCCGGAUGAGAUUUAUAUUGAUAACCAAAUAGGCGAUUCAGGAAAUUCUUCUACUGAUUUCUACACAACCAUUCAUUCAAAUCAGCGUAAGAACUUUACACAAAAAAAUAGAACUGGUUCUCUUGAAGACUGUGGCUAUAGCAUGGGCCCACCGUGCGCAACAGAACUUAAAUGCCCAGCAGAAGAUUGGACUGCGGAGAGCCUACGGAGUGGGUACUCAAUCCGAAAAGCCACAUCACUGUUGCAGGAGCUUACGUACGAUUUUGUGUAACUUAAUAUUGUUAAUGUAUAUAAAUUACGGAUGGCUCUGUGGUCAUGAUAUGAGGGGUCAACAAUAAAGAAAAAUAAAAAAGUAUUUAUCC
Schistocerca cancellata (South American locust) is the source of this 1269-nucleotide messenger RNA. RefSeq names its product dehydrogenase/reductase SDR family member 11-like. Lineage: Eukaryota; Metazoa; Arthropoda; Insecta; Orthoptera; Acrididae. The transcript is spliced from 6 exons. The coding region runs from base 145 to 888 and encodes 247 amino acids. The record is from RefSeq and is a predicted model, not a curated record.